AUGUAUCAAGCGGCGCAAGGCGGCUACCCUCCGGGUGGCUACCCACAGGGCGGUUACCCUCAGGGCGGUUACCCUCAGGGUGGUUACCCCCCGGGCGCUUACCCGCCAGGGGGUUAUCCUCAGGGUGGCUUCCCCCAGGGCGGUUAUCCACCGGGCGGCUACCCACCGCCUCAGGCGGGGUACGGAGUCGCCGGAUAUGGUGAGCCAGCUGGAUAUCCGGCACCAGGCCAGGGCAGCCUCGGCGAGGAUGCGGACGUCAAGGGCUUCGAUUUCAACGAGCAGAGCAUACGGAAGGCGUUCGUACGAAAGGUUUACGCCAUCCUUAUGUGUCAGCUGUUGGUGACUAUGGCCUUCAUAACUCUGUUCGCUUACCACCGGCCCAUGCAAAUAUGGGUGCAGAAGAAUCCUUACAUGUUCUGGAUCGCAUUCGUGACGGUGCUGGUGUGCCUGGUGGUGAUGGCCUGCUGCGGCAACGUGCGUCGCCAGGCGCCCAUGAACUUCAUCUUCCUCGGCAUCUUCACCUUGGCCGAGAGCUUCCUGCUUGGCGUCACCAGCAGCGUCUACGAUAGCUCAGCGGUGAUGAUGGCGGUGGGCAUCACGGCUGCGAUCUGCCUCACUCUGACGCUGUUCGCGAUGCAGACCAAGUACGACUUCACGGGGAUGGGGGGCGCUCUGCUCUGCGCAACGGUCGUUCUGCUACUCUUUGGUCUCAUUGCGAUGUUCAUUCCCGGCAACAAAGUGGUGACUCUUGUGUACGCCUCCCUCGGCGCUUUGCUGUUCUCGCUGUACUUAGUGUACGAUACGCAGCUGAUGAUGGGCGGCAAGCACAAGUACAGCAUAUCGCCCGAGGAAGACGCCUUUAGACCAUCUGCUACCAAAAGAGGCGACGCGGUGGCUGCUUUCAUCGGAGAUUUUCCAAGAGCAUUUCUCCAACUCUUGUUUGUUGUUUUUAUUCAAUCGCCUCUAUUG
Molecule: messenger RNA, 969 nt
Organism: Iphiclides podalirius (scarce swallowtail)
Lineage: Eukaryota; Metazoa; Arthropoda; Insecta; Lepidoptera; Papilionidae
Source: the annotation of a GenBank genome assembly